UAGAAGUAGGUGUGUGGCUUUAGCUCCGGCCAUUGCAGUAACAAGUUCUGUCUUUUGUCUCAGGGAGAAGCGCGAAGAGAUUAAAAAGAUUAGACCUUUUCGCCUUCAUGGAUUCGAAGUUGAGAAAUUUCGUGAUGGGUCUGUUUGUGAUGACUGCGAUCUUACAAGGUUCUGAUGUCGACGCGUGGACUGGCGAGAUUCGUGGUAGAGUUGUAUGUGAUGUUUGUGCUGAUUCUUCAAUCGGACCAGAAGAUCAUAUUCUUGAAGGAGCUGAGGUUGCAGUUCUCUGCAUAACCAAAUCAGGAGAAGUUGUAAACUACCAAGCUUUCACAAAUUCAAAAGGUGUCUACACAGUUGCAGAGACAAUGCCAGAGAGCGAACGCUGGGACGCGUGCCUUGCAAGACCCAUAAGCAGCUUCCACACGCCUUGCAACCGCCUACAUCAAGCCAAUACCGGAAUCAAAUUCACUUACAACCGUCCUUCGGGUUACUUCCAUGCCGUGAAACCGUUUGUGUAUCGACCCCAAUAUGCACCUUCUUACUGUUGAUUUAAAGACUCUUGGUAAAAAAGGUCCUUGUAAGUUGUAACAAUAGGAAGACUGUACUAUGUAAUAACAAAAAGUUUGGAUUUUGUAUAUUGCUAUUAUGGAUCUUCCUUAAAAUUGGUAAAUA
Molecule: messenger RNA, 672 nt
Organism: Capsella rubella
Lineage: Eukaryota; Viridiplantae; Streptophyta; Magnoliopsida; Brassicales; Brassicaceae
Exons: 2
Coding region: 108-548 (146 amino acids)
Source: RefSeq, a predicted model, not a curated record